AUUCGACAUUCUGCUGGAAUAUGAGUAAUUUCAACAAAGAAGAUUUUUCCGAUUCCAAACUAGGUGGUUAUAAUUUUAUUUUAAGUAAAUUCAAUGGAGUGAAAUUGAACGACAACCCUCCUGAGCCUCAACCAGUUGUUAAAUUGAAGAAAAAAGAAGUUCCUCAGAUACCAAAGAAAAGUUUGCUCCAGAGGAUAAGAUUAAAUAGAAGUGUAGAUUGUUCUGGUAUAAUACGUACAACUGAAGUAGGUACUGAAAGAGCACCGCGUCAAGUAUUCCAACAUCAAGAAGAGAAAAGAACGCUGCUAAAAUAUGGAACUAGAAAGGCUCAUAGUGUAGAAGUUCAUAGUCGUAAGGAAAGUGAUGAUGAUACUGGCUCCAGUGCUAGUGAAUCUUCUUAUAGUCCCUUCAAGAAGUUGGCGACUUAUCACGAAAUAGCCGAAGUGUGUGAUUAUAGAAAAGGGGUAAUUGUUCAACGAAGAACUGAGAGAUUAGACAGCGAUGGACGACUUCGCCAGAUUCUUGGUCAAUCAAAACCGGGAGAAACUACCUUAUUAAUUAUUCCUGUAAAGUGUGAGACCGACCUAUUCGAUGCCUCAGAUAUAAUUGUCAAAAAAGAAGAAUCUCAUAGAUCACUCUCAAUAGAUUUGCACCUUUCGCCUGACUUCCUUCAAGAGAAGGUAAUGGUUAGAUGUGUUUCGGGUGGAAAGAGAAUAACUGUAACUGCCUUCAAACAAGAACCUUUAGGUGAUGGUUCCAAAUAUGUUAGACGUUACAGUCAAUACUACGAACUACCUCAUGCAAUCAAUUAUGAUUUGAAAGUCAAUUUAAAAGAUAACGGCGAUUUGAAUGUUCAAGGGCAACUUAAGGGACUAGAUAGAGCACAUACCAGUUAA
Messenger RNA from Dimorphilus gyrociliatus, 896 nucleotides. Lineage: Eukaryota; Metazoa; Annelida; Polychaeta; Dinophilidae. The record is from the annotation of a GenBank genome assembly.